This is a messenger RNA of Acytostelium subglobosum LB1, 1062 nucleotides long. RefSeq lists its product as hypothetical. Bases 1 to 1062 code for a protein of 353 amino acids. The transcript is spliced from 2 exons. Lineage: Eukaryota; Evosea; Eumycetozoa; Acytosteliales; Acytosteliaceae. The record is from RefSeq and is a predicted model, not a curated record. Gene Ontology annotation, molecular function: GTPase activator activity. Gene Ontology annotation, biological process: signal transduction.
AUGGGAUCAUCAUCAUCCAAAGCAUCAUCGUCUGCAUCAAAUACACCAUCAACAUCAAACUCAUCACUUGGUGAUAUUAGUGCACCCAGUGGUUCAUCACAUGUUGACUACAGGUCAAAGCCUAAUAUCGAAGAGAUUGGUGUCGGCAAUCAUGGUGGCAUAGAUGUAUCAAAGAGUAUACUGGACUUUAAUAUGGGCGAUCGUCCAUGUCCUCUCAGGACCACCGUUCAGGACCAAUUCGCCAUCGCCAACAUGUCAAAGAACAAGCUAAAGUUCCAGCUCGAGCCGCUUGUGCCACAGGAGUUCCAGCUCAGCUUCAGUCCGGCAUCGGGCACAAUCGAGAAGGGCAAGGUCAAGCUGAUCAAGGUCAAGCUGGUCGUUCUCCAAAAGAUCAACACCAAUCACAAGGCAGUGCUCCGUGUAGAGGGCGGUGUCAGCCACUUCCUCACCGUCAAGAUACGUUGUGAGACUGGUGUGUUUGGUGUCGAUCCCUCCACUCUGGAACAAGUGGAGGAUGAAGGAUACCGUGUACCGGCCAUCCUCGUACAAAUGAAGAGAUCACUUAUAGAGUUUGGAGGUCUAGAACAAGAAGGUAUCUUUAGGCUCGCUGGUGAGCAGACCGAGAUCAAACGUAUCAAAGGUUCAAUGAACAAGAAUGAGUUUACAUCAAGCAACGACAUCAAUACUGUCGCAUCACUGAUCAAGAUUUGGUACAGAGAAUUGCCAACACCUAUUCUAAACUCGAUACCAACAGAGAAUAUCUUCCAUUGUAAUGAUGUGGAGACAUGUGUGGAGGCGGUAAACAGACUGCCAAGCAUACAAAAGAACCUUCUGGAUUGGUUGUUGGCUCUCUUGCUUCAAGUGGCAUCACAUGCCAGUGUCAACAAGAUGACUCUACAGAAUUUGGCCAUCGUAGUCGCACCCAACCUUUAUGAUGUAUCCAGUUCCAAUCCAAUGGAGGGACUGGUCCUCUCACAAAAGUGUGUACAGUUCAUUCACAAUGUGCUCACCUACAGAUUGGCUCAUCAAUCAGAGCGCGCCAUACCGAAGGUCUCAUCAUAA